GCAGCCGGUGGAGGACCGUCGCUCCCGUUCUCUCUCUGCUGGAAGGAGUUUGACAAGCAAGUGGGCUACACCGAUUUAUAACCUUCACUGUCAGAGACCAACACUGUUUGCUUUAUUUGUAAAUGUAAUUGUUUGGCGCCUGGGAGGAAGCGGACAGCUGUUUGUACGUUAACGGUCGUCCAGAAGGAAAACGGGAGCGACGGUUUGAACAUCAUGGUUUAGCUAAGUCCCAGCCCGGGACGACGGCGUCUUCUGCUCUCCUUCGCGCUGGUUCCACAGGGCGGGCGCAGACCCAAUUAUGCUCCAGGCGUUUCUGAGGCACGUCCGCCGCUUCCCGUGGGUCACGAACGUCACGCUGUACGGCUGCCUGUUCGCCGGCGGGGACCUGGUCCACCAGUGGUUCACCGCCGGGGACCAGACCGACUGGAGACAGACGCGCAACGUCGCCGUGGUGGCGUUCAGCUUUCACGGGAAUUUCAAUUUCUUCUGGAUGCGCUUUCUGGAGCGCAGGUUUCCCGGAAACUCCGCCGGGAUGGUCAUGAAGAAGCUGUUCUUGGACCAGACGACGGCGGCGCCCCUGGCCACCAGCGUCUUCUACACGGGUCACUCCGAUGUGUCCAUGGCCGAGAGCACCAUGUCUCCGGAGGAGAUCGAGGUGGAGAUGGCUCGCAUCCAGCGCCUGCGGGAGGUCCUGGUGCGCAGGGAGUCGGAGCUGCGCUUCAUGAUGGAUGACAUUCAGCUCUGCAAAGACAUCAUGAGCCUAAAGCAGGAGCUGAGACAGAUUGUUUCAGUACCAGAUAAAGAAAAGAACAAGAAACACAAGCAGCGGGAGGAGGAGCUGAUCCUAAAGAUCCAUAAACUGGUGCAGAAAAGGGAUUUCCUGGUGGACGACGCCGAGGUGGAGAGAUUAAGGGAGAAGGAGGAGGACAAGGAGAUGGCCGAGUUCCUCCGGCUGAAGCUCCGGCCCCUGGAGCAGAAACUCAAGGCCCCGGCGAAUCCUCAAAAGCCCAAGCGACAGACCCCAGAGCCGCCUCCCAACAAACCCUUCAUCGCCAGGUCAGGGGCGGCCAUCAUCAAGGACUGCUGCGGAGUCGCCCAGUGCGCCGUAAUGUAACCGACCUCCUCAUCGACGGUCGCUUCUCUCAUGCCACACGACCCAGUCACUUCCUGUUUCUCGGAGAACCACAGACAGCGGCACUCGCCCUUGAGCCCCUUCAGGAAUCAGACCCACUUCCCAGCUGCAGGCGCCGGGGAACUGAUCCCUGAUCAGGGUUCAAGGUGGGGUGUUUCACAGUGGGAGCGCGUCUACCAGGACUGUACAUGAACUAAGCAGGGCUGUAAAUAGAGUCUGAUGGUUGUAUGGUUGAUGUAUUUAUGCAGAGGCAGGUCAGGUCCUUCCUGUAUGUCGCAUUCCUUUUAAGGCGAGGAUGCGUCCGACUGGACGAAUAAGGCCCAAAAGCACAAUACCCAUUGCAUCAGUAAUUAGCCGGGUUCUCUGACAUGAACAUAAAGCCUCUCACUGUCAUUUAGGAAAACACUUCUCAUUCAUAAAGCUGCUAUUAUUUAUCCCAGUUUGUGAGUCCAAGUUGUUUGAUCCAUUAAUUGGUUCAUCUUUUAAAGGUGGGGCUGCAGUGGAUACUUUUGGACAUCCAAGUGUUGGGUAAAAAUGGAUGGAAAUAAUUAGUCUCAUGCUGAUUUAAAACACGUUCACCACCGCAAAUGCUGCUGCAAACGGUGGAUCCAAUCAGACUUGAUUUCAGUCAUUUUGAUGAACUUCCAAAGGCACAAGGGCAAAGGUUCUCCAGGCACGCCGAGAUCAGGCAGUCGUAAACAUUCGUUUGGAUUUUGUUACCUAGAGAUUAUUAGUCAUUUCUCUCGUCUUGAUGUUGGAAAUCUUAUUUUCUAACAACACAUGUUUUCCUCUCUGAUUUUCAUGAGACAGUGGAGCCUGUUUUCUAUUGACAUCUUUCAAACCUCCUUGCCAUAGUGUUGCGUUUAUCGUGCACGCUUUAGUCCUUUCCCUGGUUUAUCAGGUCUGCAUCUACAGACCUGCUGCAGGUUCUAAAAAUAGUAGAGUGCCCCAGACCACCAGGGUUCACUGUAUGGUGCUAGGUUUAGGUCAGAUAUAGCAGCACGCACCUUUAAAAAGUUUUUAUCUUUUCUCAAUAGUCUUGGCCAUCCUGGGUGCCAUUGGAGAGUUUUUGGUUGUGCAGGUUUUCUUGUUUUCUCCUUUUGUGGAUAACGGCUCUCAACCGGGUCCCAAAGUCUUAGAAAUGGCUCCAUAAUCCUUACCAGACAGAUGUCUGCUUGACUGUUAGGAUAAAAAAAAAAAUCCUAACAAUCUGGCAUAGAUCAGGUAACGCACACCUUUGAUUUCUGAUAAACCUGUUUGGUGUCUGGUCAAAGAGGAGAAUCCACUGAAAUGACAACCAGGCUGAUGAGGCUCUCUGGGGUUUUACUUUAAAACAGAGAGGAAAAAACAAAACAAAAAAAACAACAGGUGGAGAUUUCUGGCUGACAUGAAGUCUGAUGUCACUUUUGUUCUUUGACGUUACUCCAAAUCAUAGUUCAACGCUUGUAAUCAUUGGUCAUGCUUCGUCGCUCUGCAGGGUCGUCUAGACGCCAUCAACAACCUGGACAUAACAGACAGUACUACCUGACUUGUGGUGAUCAUGAACCGUCAAAACAAAUUGCAUCCUUCAAAUUUAAUCUUGCAUUUCUAUGACAAAACACCAGGAAAGGGAUGAAGCCCUUUUAAAUGCCUCUAAUAAACUGUGUGUGCUUGAGUGUAUUUAGGAUUUUAGUGACUCGCGUCAAGAAAACUGUUGAUCUCUUAUCACUUCUUUCUUCUGAUAACUUGGCGUCCUGUAAGUGUAGUGACUUUAUAAAAGUUCUUCUGUUAAACAAAAAAAAAAAGAGAAAGAAAUCAAACAAAUAUGUAGAAAAUGAGCUGAAAACACUUGUAAAUAUGUUUCAAUAAAGAGCAUCUUUCAAGAACAAACCGUGUCAUGUUUGCCCUCUGCAACUACAGGAACCUACAAUGAAAAUGCUAUUAAAAUGUC
Messenger RNA from Poeciliopsis prolifica (blackstripe livebearer), 3062 nucleotides. RefSeq names its product bMERB domain containing 1 (gene bmerb1). The transcript has 6 exons. NCBI's taxonomy places the organism in Eukaryota, Metazoa, Chordata, Actinopteri, Cyprinodontiformes, Poeciliidae. Bases 299 to 1114 code for a protein of 271 amino acids. Gene Ontology annotation, cellular component: microtubule cytoskeleton. Gene Ontology annotation, biological process: negative regulation of microtubule depolymerization. The record is from RefSeq and is a predicted model, not a curated record.